Molecule: messenger RNA, 748 nt
Organism: Anoplophora glabripennis (Asian longhorned beetle)
Lineage: Eukaryota; Metazoa; Arthropoda; Insecta; Coleoptera; Cerambycidae
Gene: PIG-P
Product: phosphatidylinositol N-acetylglucosaminyltransferase subunit P
Exons: 1
Coding region: 19-498 (159 amino acids)
Biological process (GO): GPI anchor biosynthetic process
Molecular function (GO): phosphatidylinositol N-acetylglucosaminyltransferase activity
Source: RefSeq, a predicted model, not a curated record
UUACAGUCAUUACUAAAAAUGCCGCAACAUACACCAGCACCCACACCUACCAGAGCCGUUUACGGUUUUGUAAUGUAUUUAAGCUUCGAAAUAUUUUUUAUAAUCUACGUAAUAUGGGCGAUAGUACCAGAAGAAUAUUUAGAAUUGAUAGGUAUAACUUUUCUACCUCAAAGGUACUGGGCUGUAGCCGUACCUAUAUAUUUUCUUAUAGUUCUGACUAUUUUUGCAUUCGUUAUUUAUCCGGCUUUGGGUUGGUCCAUGACACCGGAUGUGGACGAUUUAAGGACAAUUAAAGACGAUAUUGGGGGCAAGAGAAAGUGUAAUAAUGUACAUGAAGUGGUGAAUCAUACAAAAGAAGAAGGUUGUAUUUGUAAAGACAAAGAAAAAUGUUACAAAGAAUAUUAUAAUACUGUUCAAUCGGCAGUUGUUAAUAAAUCUAUUCCUAGGUUAAAGGACAUAGAUAUGUGGGAGGUAUCGGAAAAUCUAUUUUUGAAAUAAAUUUGUAACUUUUGUAUAGAAAUACAAAUCUUUGCAUGUAAAGAGCAGAAAUAAACUACUUAACGCAAAAGUGUCUUGUCUAUAACAAAAUUAUUUGUCAUGGUGAAAACUGAAUUUCUUUUUUAAUCUCUUUUUUUUGUAAUUUUCACACCCCAAAACUAAGUAAGGUAGUGUAAAAACUAAUAUUUUACACAGAAACUUGAAAAAUUAGCAUAUUACAAAUACUUUCUCGUAAACCGAUAAACUAAAA